GGGGGAAGGGUGCGGCUGGGUCAGCUAGUCAGUUUCAGGUAGCCAUUGGGGUCCUGGUUGUGUCGAUGAGAUUCGAGACGCGGCCUCUCUGCUCUUGGCCAAAUAUUUUUGCGGAGCUCUUGCGGGUAAUUCUGGCUAUGGAGCGGCAUUCAACGCGGCAAGUCGCUGGCUGUCGAGCUUAUUUUCCCGCAGGCGUGGGCCGUUUUGUGGAUCUUUGCUCGUUCGCUUAUUUUGAAAACUGUGCGCGUUUGAAGGUUAUGGCGCGCUUCAUAUUUUCCGCGGC
Molecule: messenger RNA, 283 nt
Organism: Amoebophrya sp. A120
Lineage: Eukaryota; Dinophyceae; Syndiniales; Amoebophryaceae
Source: the annotation of a GenBank genome assembly